GGCCCCGGGGCGGCGCUUCCAUGACGGAGCGACGGUCAGCAUUGGGGUCGCAGCCGGCAGGGACUCGUAGCGGAUCGGUUGUGUCGCGUUGGAACCCGGCCUGAGCUUUUUCUUCCUCCUCCACCUCCGCCAUGGCGCUCAGCGAUGCCGACGUCCAGAAGCAGAUCAAGCACAUGAUGGCUUUCAUUGAACAGGAAGCCAAUGAAAAGGCAGAAGAAAUAGAUGCAAAGGCUGAAGAAGAAUUCAACAUUGAGAAAGGUCGCCUUGUUCAGACACAGAGGCUGAAGAUCAUGGAGUACUAUGAAAAGAAAGAGAAGCAAAUUGAACAGCAGAAGAAAAUUCAGAUGUCCAACCUGAUGAAUCAGGCGCGGCUGAAGGUUCUCAAAGCAAGAGAUGAUUUGAUUGCUGAUUUGCUGAACGAUGCCAAGCAGAGACUGUCUAAAGUUGUGAAAGAUACUGCCAGGUACCAGACGCUGUUGGAUGGGCUGGUUCUACAGGGAUUUUAUCAGUUACUUGAGCCUAGAAUGAUUGUCCGUUGCCGGAAGCAGGACUUUCCCUUAGUCAAGAAUGCAGUCCAGAAGAGCAUCCCGAUCUACAAAGCUGCUACCAAAAAAGACAUUGAUGUUCAUAUUGACCAGGACAUGUUUCUUUCAGAGGACAUAGCUGGAGGUGUUGAAAUCUAUAAUAGCGACAAUAAAAUAAAAGUUUCCAAUACUCUGGAAAGUCGGCUGGACCUAAUCGCCCAGCAGAUGAUGCCAGAGAUCCGAACGGCACUCUUUGGUGCCAACACCAACCGGAAAUUCCUGGACUAAAUGAAGCAGAAUGGAAACCUUUCCACUGCCAUAAUGAAGGGAGAUGCCAAAGCAUCUCUUAACACCCCCUUAAAAUGUACUCAGCGCUAUUAUACUGUGUUGUCCUGUGUAAGCUCUUCCGUUAAAUUAUUAUUUUUUGCACACCAGUUGUACUUAGCUUGACCGGGAAAGGGGCUGGAAGGCCUCUCUCCCCAGAGCAGUGGUAUGUGAUACAAGGGAUGCACCAUUUGGCUGGCUUCGUACAAGUGGGGGAUCGGUGGCCAGACACUGUUUAAGCCACUCCUUUCAAGAUGCGUCAUUAACCCACACUGCUUGCCUACAGUUGCGUAAUUACUUGGUUCAAACAGAGCAUAUAUUUCUCUUGGUUUGCUGCAACAUAUGGUGACAUGGUCAAUACCAACCUUUUGUUCUGUAUAUGUGGCUUUCAAAUAUAUAUAUAUAUAUAUUGUAGGCUAGCUCUAUAAUUUCUUUGUUAAAAUAAAAUAAAUGUAUGUUGGUUUUUUGUUCUA
Sphaerodactylus townsendi is the source of this 1321-nucleotide messenger RNA. RefSeq names its product ATPase H+ transporting V1 subunit E1 (gene ATP6V1E1). The record is from RefSeq and is a predicted model, not a curated record. Bases 132 to 812 code for a protein of 226 amino acids. Lineage: Eukaryota; Metazoa; Chordata; Lepidosauria; Squamata; Sphaerodactylidae. Gene Ontology annotation, molecular function: proton-transporting ATPase activity, rotational mechanism. Gene Ontology annotation, biological process: proton transmembrane transport. Gene Ontology annotation, cellular component: proton-transporting two-sector ATPase complex, catalytic domain. The transcript has 9 exons.